Messenger RNA from Humulus lupulus (European hop), 1846 nucleotides. RefSeq lists its product as uncharacterized. Gene Ontology annotation, molecular function: DNA binding. The transcript has 7 exons. Lineage: Eukaryota; Viridiplantae; Streptophyta; Magnoliopsida; Rosales; Cannabaceae. The coding region runs from base 284 to 1342 and encodes 352 amino acids. The record is from RefSeq and is a predicted model, not a curated record.
AAAGAAAGCAAAUAAUACCAAAACCAAAGCCAUGUUUGGUUUGCAGAUGGGUGUUCCGCCGGUACCUUACCUUAUCUUCCACCUUCAAAUGCCAUGCUUUCACCUUAAUGGAAAUGGAUUGGCUAGUCUUGAUCAAGAGUUUUCUGCUAUGUUUAAUUAGAAGUACCUGUACUGUUUGAAUAAAGAGAUUUAGCUUGUUUAAAUUUUUAUCAGGAAAGUUUCAAUUUUUCGCUCUCCUUCCAUUUGUGGAAGCUUGGAGUACAGACACCUUCCUCUUGUCAAAAUGCAGAAAAAUCAUAAUACAUCUGUGCCAUGGAACCACUCUUCUUCACUUUCCCCUAUUGAUUCCUUACCUAGACUUAACUCAUUAGGAGCCCUGCCCAUCAGUGGCACUGAUAUUGGCAAGAGGCUUCAGUCAUUGGUUGGCAUAAACUCAUCUGCAGACCAAAAUUUGCUUGAAGAAGUUCUAGCAAUUAAUUGGAAUGAUUCUUUCAAAAGUCUUAGUAGUAAAGAAAUUAAGGAAAGGAAAAGGCGAGAAAAGAUCGGACUGGCAAACAAAGGGAAAGUGCCAUGGAACAAAGGCAGGAAACAUAGUGCAGAGACUCGUGCGCGAAUCAAGCAAAGAACCAUAGAAGCCUUGAAUAACCCAAAGGUCAGGAAAAAGAUGGUUGAACAUCCUCGAGCUCAUAGUGAUCAGGUCAAGGCUAAAAUAGGGUCUUCGCUUAAACGAGUUUGGUCAAAGCGUUUGAAAUGGAAGCAAUCUAGAGAUAAUUUUUUUCAUUCAUGGGCAGAAACCAUAGCCGAGGCAGCUAAAACAGGAGGACAUGGACAAGAAGAGUUAGAUUGGGACAGUUACGAUAAAAUAAAACAAGAAAUAGUUGAUAAACAGUUCCGUUUAGCUGAAGAAAAGAUAAAGGCAAAGGAGUUGGCAAAGAUGGAGAAAGCAGCACAGGUGAUGGUGAAAAGGAUGGAGAAGCUUGCUCAUAAGAGAAAAUUGCAUGAGGAGAGGAUUAAAGAGAAGAAAGAACAAGCAAAAAUAAAAAGAAAACUAAACCAAGCCAAAAAAGAUUUAACAAAAAAGUUGAGACUUCAACAGAAAUUAAGCCAGAUUCGCCAGAAGAUUUCACUUAAUGGUCAACUCUCUAGUCGAAGGGACGGAGUUACUUUGCACAUUCCAGCCUGGGAGAAAUUGGAUCUAGAGCUUUUAAAGGGUGAAGGUUUGCCAAAAGAAGUUUCUUUCGCAGAUCAGAUAAAAGCCGCAAAGACAAAAAAAGUGGAAUUUUCCACUACAAAAUCUCUUGCAGCCUCAUCCAUAAUUCAUUCGUCCAGUAGAAAGUCAUAAAGUAUUAGAAAGCUCAGUCUUCCAUAGUUCCAACAAAAGUAGGCGUAGCACAUUAUUAUUGGCUGUUAAGGCUUCAUAUCAUUCUUUAAAGUUAGAAUCGGUUUGCAUUGCCAUUGCUGUCGCUGCUGCUGCUGCAAGGCAUCAUAACUCACCAGAGAUCAGGUUUCAGUCAUAUUCGAAGUUCACUUCUUGUAAAUUUUAUGCGUCUAGCGUUCGCCUUUGAGUGACAUGAAUAGGGUCAGACUUGGAAAGCUGCUUGCUUGAUUAACAAAUUUGAAACAACCAAACUUACUUUAACCAAAUGUGUUACUACAAGUAGGUUGGCGUUGAAUCUGAUUAGCAUAUGUAAUGAGUUAUGACAAUGUAAGACCUCUUCUACUACAUUGUUUUAAAGUUAUAAAGCUGACCUAGUUUGGAGGGUCUUUAUGUUUCAUUUUUCUUUUGAAGCCAAGAAAUGGCAAAAGAAAAAAUGAGAACAAAUACAUAGGAAAUUUUUUUAUUGAA